AUGCCGGCGUUCUUCUCCAGGGUCUUUUCGAGAGGAAAGGACAAGGAGAAAGAGAAGGGCAAAGAUGGUCUGAAGGAGCCAUCGGAGCCAACGUCGAAGCAGGGCAAACGAACCUCACGAGCCUCUGCUCAUUCUCUGCUUGAGGGCAAGUUCGAGGCCGUAUCUCCCUCUGUAUCACCUACCGUUGAAAGGUACGAGGAGAAAGAGCAGCUGCCAAAGAAAGACAAGGAGAAGGAGAGGAUUGGCCUGUUCCGCCCCAAGUCGCGCACUACGUCCGGAAAUGACGCCUCGAAGAAGCAGGAAGAAGUGCCCCGACUAACUCUGGAUCUAAAUCUCGCAAGCACAAAGAAUGACUCGCAGAAGCGGGACUUGAGCAUCGUGUACGAAGGAGGUCCGAUCCUCGAUGACGCAGUUAUCGGAGAGAAGCGACUGAGUCCGGCAGAGGCCCUCAAGCUGAUGCGUGCAUGCAUUGCUGUUCUAACCAGUCGUGGCCUUGAGACUUUGGGUGUCAUGCACCCGCAUUGGCACUCUGCGUCACCUGCUACCCAGCGCAGAAUUAUUUCACUCUUUCUUUCUUCUCUAGCACCUUCGGACACUACGACGCCUGCAAGUCCUUCUUCAAGCUUCGACUCUGAACUUGAAUAUGUUCGAUCUCCACAUGAUGUUGCUGCCGUCUUCCGCUGGGCAUUGCGACACGUCAAACUUGAGGGUGACACGUUUGACAAGGAUAACACUCCAUCUCUUGCGUGGUAUAAUACUUUCACGGAAAAGGAAAAGAAAGCGGAUUACCCUCGGACUGCCUACUCUGACCUUCUGUUGCCCGUCGUAAAGCCAUCACACGCAGAAUUAUUGGGUGCCACUCUAAAUCUCAUAUCCCGCUUGGCAAGUCAUUCGGAGGCCAAUGGCACGUCAGGUAGCAAGCUGUCUAUGUUCUUUGGUCACUAUCUCCUUACGGGAAAUCGCGUUGAGAACUUAGAGGACUGGGUUGCGUUUUAUUCCCUUUGGGAACAGGCCGGACGAGCACUGGAACACAUCUUUCUGUCUUCACUUCGUGAUGAGGAAGCAAAAAUUGGAAUUCCAAGGCGUCUCUCAGAGCUCGUGGUGAACUAUCCGUAUGCCAAAGAUGCGACAGACAGUCAUUUCCCUCGACCACCGCGUUUUGCAACUCGAAGUUAUGACGCGAUUUACGUUCUCGUCACGACCGAAUCUGCGCCAAGUAGACGGCCCAAUGAGGAAGUCUAUUCGCCUCUUCAGAUGGUUGAGAACGCACUGAAGUCAGAUGUCUCGGGUCUUUCGGUUGAUGCGGAGCUUUCUACCGUCUGGGAAGACGUUAGGAAAUUCAGUGGGUUGUUGGAAUCUGCCGAUGGCAAGAAUGCUCCUUUGGAGAAGAGCCUUGGAAGUGUACUAUCUGAUGAUUCUAUACGGAUACUGUCGCUCAAGUCAAAUGGCGUUGACAAAAGCACUCCGACAGUCAACACGUUCACACCAGUACCGGAACACGACGCUUUGUUUGGAACUCCGGUAGCAAAUGGCCGGCCGAAGGCUGCUAAUGGCUCUAAGUCCGUCUCGAGGCAGACAUCCGAGGCAACUGCAUCAAGCCCCGUUGUGACGGAUUGGAACGCUUUCUCCUCCGCAGGUUUUGGUGAAUCAGGUCCUGGACAAAGCCUUGCCGCUACGCUUCUUGAUAGCGAUCUCGAGAAGACGGAUCCUCCGCCGCCACCUCCGCGCCAUCUGAGGAAGAGCCGUUCCCCAACACGUGCUGCACGUCCAGAGGCUGUAGAGUUACCUCCGUCGCCUACUGGAGUGCCUAUUCGCUUCAAGACUGCAGCUGUUUCGUUGACCAAGAUCGACGAAUCGUUCAUUGACUUUUGGAGUGAUGCCUUACUCGAUCCUGUCUCGAACACUUGGCCGACAUUUAUUGUAUGCCAGUUGAAGCAGGACGCAGAACGAGUGCUGAACGGCAAGAAGGUCGCGUGGCUUGUCAUCGAGCAAAAGUUCGUUCCACCUCCUCCGACAGAGCCACCCUCUCCUGCUCGACGAGCAGGAUCCCCGCGUCCGAGUCUGCGCAGUGAGGGCGAGAACCGCCCUGGAAUUGUAAGCCGCGUGACCGCGACGUUCUCUUCGAGAAAACGGUUCAACCUCUUUGGGAGCCAGUCUCCGCCUCAGUCAGCGGUUCCUAGUGUCGAGAAGAGGGAGAGUAAGUCGCUUGCAAAGGGAACGAAAGUGAAUGAGCUUGGUGAAAUUAUUCCGGAAGAGAAGGAAGUUAGUGUGACGCCUAAAGCGGAGGAACCAAAGGCAUCUGAGGCGAAGGCGGCGACGGAAGGUGAGAAGCCCAAGGACGAAGUGCCUCAAGUACCAGAGAAGGAUGCCGACAAAUCAGAUGCUGUCGUUGCCGGGGCUGCUGCUGUUGCAGUUGGCGCUGGAGCAUUGGCGGUUGCAGCUGAUGCCCUUUCACCAGAAGGGAAGGAACCUGAAGCUCCUGUUCAGAAAGACGCAAUAGAAGAGCUUGCCAAAGAUGAGCUCGUCAAGGCACCAGUCUUGGAAGCUGAAUCUAAGCCUGAGAUAACACCAUCACUCGAGAAGACAGCCGUUGAGGAACCUGCUCCACCCGAACCAGAACCCACACAGGUCGAGCCUGUUCAAGUCGCUGAACCUCCUGCGCCUGCUCAAACGGAAGUCGUGCACGAUGAAUCUGUUCAAGCUGCACAACCUGAAGUUCAUGGAUCUGGAGCGCCUACCGCAGAUGUAGCACCGCCCACUUCAGCACCUACUGAAGAAGUCGCUCCUCCACAGGAAAUAGCUAAACCCAUCAAGGUCGAGGAGCCGACAACGUCCAUAGCGACAGAAGAAACUGUAUCUAUUCCGAACCAUGCCGCAGGCGAGUCUAGGUUUGUCGAGCAUUUAGAGGUGACACCCAUUGACGACAAGCCAACAGAACUUGAGCCGAUUGCGGAACAUGCCGUACCUGAACAGCCUGUGAGUGCCGUACAUGGUGUGCCAGAAACUAUUGUCGAAGAGGAUGCGGAGCAUGACGCGGAUGAGACGGUCGCGCCAGUGGAGAAGGAAGUGCCUGAGGUUUCGGAUUCUGCUACGCCUGAGGCAGGGGUGAAGCCCCCGACAGAGGAGCCUUCGGUUCCAGCUCCUGCCGCCGAACAGCCAGAAGUAUCUGAUGUCAAAGAUGUUUCUGUACCGGCAGUUGAAGUCGUCGAAGAGCAUGAACCCCAGGUCGCGGAGGAAAGCAAGGAGGCUGUCGCUCCAGCGGUGGAAAAACCAACUACUGAAUCUGCGGAGGCUGCACCAAUCCCUGUCAAUGAGAAAGUGUCCACACCGAUCAUCGAGGAAGAUGCAGGUCCUGUUCCCGAGGACCCUGUUGGUCCUGUGUCGACUGAGCCAGCUCCUUCCGCUCAUGCUGAAGAGCCUGCAGUUCCAGUCGUUGAGGAGCACAACGAUGCACCAGCUGAGACCGGUAACGCUGAAGACCAUGUUGAUGAGCAUAUCCCUGAACCAGCAAAGGAGCACGAAGCACCUGCUUUACUCAAGGAGCCUGCACCGAUCACUGCAGAUACGAAGACGUCCACACCGAUUAUUGAGGAAGAUGCAGCUCCUGUUCCAGAGCCCAAAGAGCCUGUCGUUCCUGCAGCUACCGAGCCGCUUCUUUCCGCUGAAGUUGAAGAGUCUGCAGCUCCAGUUGUCGAGGAGUCUGACGAUACAGCACCUGUGGUCGAGAAUGCUGAGAACCAUGUUGACGAGCAUGUGCAUGAAUCAGUCAAGGAGUAUGAAGCACCUGCAACUGAAGAACCACUCGCAGCACCAUCCGAAGAGGCAGCACAUGAGGAAGCCUCUGUGCCUGUUCAUCCGGCGUCAGACUCUUCACCCUUAGUUGAGACGGAGGAAGUCGACAAACCGACUGUUUCUGUUUCUGAGAACUCAGAAGCAAAGCUACCGGAAUCUGUUCAACCAGAAAUUAAGCAGCCCAUCGAAGCGAAGUCUGACGUACCUCAUUCAAAUAUUCCUACGGCAAGCAAAUCUUCUGAAGAGAAGGUUGAGGAAUCGAACGGGAAGCUGGUAGAGAAGUCGCCGGAGGUUGCUUCGUCAUAA
Fomitiporia mediterranea MF3/22 is the source of this 4098-nucleotide messenger RNA. RefSeq lists its product as uncharacterized. The record is from RefSeq and is a predicted model, not a curated record. Bases 1 to 4098 code for a protein of 1365 amino acids. The transcript has 3 exons. NCBI's taxonomy places the organism in Eukaryota, Fungi, Basidiomycota, Agaricomycetes, Hymenochaetales, Hymenochaetaceae.